Messenger RNA from Phytophthora nicotianae INRA-310, 2412 nucleotides. RefSeq lists its product as hypothetical. NCBI's taxonomy places the organism in Eukaryota, Oomycota, Peronosporomycetes, Peronosporales, Peronosporaceae. Gene Ontology annotation, biological process: microtubule-based movement; mitotic spindle organization. Bases 1 to 2412 code for a protein of 803 amino acids. Gene Ontology annotation, molecular function: ATP binding; microtubule binding; microtubule motor activity. The transcript has 5 exons. The record is from RefSeq and is a predicted model, not a curated record.
AUGACUACCGAUAGAAGUCGCCCAGAGCGUGUUGAGGAGCAGGAUUCAGUCCAAGUCUGCGUGCGCAUCCGGCCACUCAGCUCCAGGGAGAAGCAGGAGCAGACAAAGAGCUGCAUUCGGAUUGCAGCGUCUCUCGACGGAUUGUCCAGUAACAACACUUCCGUCUCGUCACGAGAUGGAUCGAAAAGGGGUCCUCAACAGCUCAUCGUUGGAAAGGAUCGCGCGUUCACAUUUGACAACGUAUUAGGUGUCACCAGCUCGCAAACGGAGACGUAUCGGUUGUGUGUGGCACCAUUGGUUCAGGGAUUCUUGGACGGCUAUAAUGCAACCGUGCUAGCCUAUGGGCAGACCGGCACAGGGAAGACCCACACGAUGGCUGGAUCCGGGUUUGAUGCUCGAGGACGAGAGAAGAAUGGAGAGAUGCAAGGCAUCAUUCCACGGGUAAUUAAAGCUGUAUUCAAGAAGUUGCAACAAGAAGAAAGUGGCGAUAACCAGCGUCGAAGUGACCACACUCUACGAAUUGAGUACGUUGAAAUCUACAAUGAAGAACUUCGAGAUCUUCUCCAUCCCGAAACCACGUCAAAACAACUAGCAAUUCGAGAAGAUGGAGAAGGGAAUAUCGUGAUUGCUGGGGUAAAAUCUGAGCCUGCAGACUCGAAGGAAACAGUAUUCAGACAUCUAGUCGUUGGAGGUGCAUCACGUGUCACUGGUAGCACGUUGAUGAACGAACACUCGAGUCGUUCACACGCGAUUUUCAGUCUGCUAUUGGAGCAACGGGACCUCACUUCAGGCACGCGACGAUUCUCGAAAUUCCAUCUUGUAGAUUUGGCUGGAUCCGAGCGUGCUAAACGCACUGGAGCAGUGGCGGGACGCUUCAAAGAAUCCGUAAACAUCAACCAAGGCCUUCUGGCGCUUGGUAAUGUAAUCAGUGCACUUGGAGAUGACAAACGUCGAAUUGGAACUGCUGGUGGCACUGUACACGUGCCAUAUCGAGACUCAAAGCUUACGCGUUUGCUACAAGACAGCUUGGGGGGCAAUGCUCGAACCCUCAUGAUCGCUUGUGUGAGUCCAGCUAGCGUGAACUUUGAAGAAACGCUGAACACGCUAAAGUACGCGAACCGAGCGAAAAACAUCAAGAACAAACCGAUUGUGAACGAUCGAGUCGCUAGCGAAGAGGAACGUCAGCGUAACGACUUAGAAAUGACACGUAUGAGAGAGGAGAUUGCCAAUCUCCAAACGCAACUUCAACAGCAGAAGACAGCGACACCACCGUCACGGACGCCAUCUCGACCAUCUUCGUCGAUGGGAAAGCAUGAGAAACACGCAGUCAACGAGCGGGAGUUGGCUAUUGUGAGUCUUGAACUUGCACAAGCCACCAAGUGUGUGGGUUUGUAUAGUGAAGCUGUGGAAAGUAUCCGCACGUACUCGAUGGAAGCUGCUACGCUCUUGGUGGCGAUGGAACGGGAGAUCAUCUCGUUAGGGAGACCAGUUCAACAGAGACUCAAUGAGAUCGUGAAGUUGCUUAACGCGUCCAUCCAAACGGCAAACUGCAGUGUUAUCAGUGCCAAGAAACUCAUGCCUUCACCGUCGAAACGUCGACAUGAGAAUGAUGAUCCUGCAUGUCAAGAAAAUGAUUCGUCUCAACACGAGGAAGAAUCAAUAGUAGUCCAGCAACUCCGUCAUGAACUCAAAGAAGCCAAAACUAAUCUGGCUAGAGAUGAACAGAUUUUCGAGAUGAAGAAUGUGGAUAUUCAGAAACUUCAAGCGCUUCUGGUGGAGGCAAAAGGCAAGAAUGAGAAGCUUAUCCAACGAGUACAGGAACUUGAGCGUGGUGGUCAGUUGUGGUCUAAUACUGAAGUCCCUAUCUCUGAAAGCAAGAAGCAAGAGAACGAUAACUCAAGCCGUACGGCCACUGCAUCUCCUAGAGGUCGAACCUCUCGAUCUUCUACUAGCAGAAGUAAGAUACUAACAUCGUCGCGUGGACUAUUUACGCGUCGUGGAGGAACUGAGUCGUACGAUGGUGAAGAAGACAAGGUUAUCAUGGACGAUGAAGAGGAGUCCACGGUUCCUUCAGCUCCACGCAAAUCUCGGAACGGAGCUAUAGGUUUCUCGCGAGGAAGCAGCAGAAGCGAUAGCAGUCGUGGCAGUCUCUCGUCGGGCACCAGAUUGAAGACCAGAGAAGCUAUCGAGAAACUGGAGAGCACUAUCACAGCACUACAGGAAAAACUCGAGGAGUUGCAGAAGAAGAAUGAGGAACUACUGGACGCCCGUGAAGAAUCUACCCGGCGGUGGGCACUGGAACGGCAGAACUACGAGCGUCAACUUAGUGAGGCUGAACACUCGAUCGAGGCGUUAAAACGAGACAACCAGAUCCUCGAAGACUCGUCCAAGUGCAAAAGCGACAACGAAUGA